AUGAUUAAACAACAAAAAUUAGACAUUAACUCUUCAAACAUUGCCUUGUUGGGAUCUGAUCUAGACAAGAAGUGUCGUACUGACAAGGCUGGUUUGGAAGCCCAAUGGAAGAGUGUUGGUAAACAAGAAGGAUUGACCGUCUGGAGAAUCGAAGCUUUCAAGGUUGUCCCAUGGCCAAAGGAGCAAUACGGCAAGUUCUUUGACGGAGACUCUUACAUUGUGUUGAAGAGCUACAAGGCUACCCCAACCGCCCCACUCAAACACGAUAUCUACUUUUGGUUGGGUGAACAUACCUCGACCGAUGAAGCCGGUACUGCUGCCUACAAGACCGUUGAAUUGGACGACUACCUCGGUGGUGGUCCAGUCGAGUACCGUGAAGUCCAAGGUUUCGAAUCCGACCGUUUCCUAGCCCUCUUCCCAAACAACUCUAUCUUUAUUCUUCGUGGUGGUAUUGAGUCUGGUUUCAACCAUGUCAAACCAGAGACCUACCGUCCACGUCUCCUCCACAUCUCUGGUGACCGUCAUGUCCGUGUCCAAGAAGUCGACCUCUCUUCCAAGUCACUCAAUUCCGGCGACGUCUUUAUUCUCGAUGCCGGUCUCAAGUUGUACCAAUUCAACGGAUCAAAGUCAACCGGUCAAGAACGUACCAAGGGUGCCAGUCUUGCCCGUGCCAUCGACGACGAGCGUAAGGGUCUCCCACAAGUCAUCGUCUUUUCCGAAGACGACACUGAUAUCCCAGCCGAAUUCUGGACUUUGCUCGGAGGCAAGGGUCCAAUCGCCCCACAAACCGCUCAUGCUGCCAAGCCAGCCGGCGUCAAGUCCCUCCACCGUCUCUCUGACGCCUCGGGCAAGUUGACCUUUACCGAAGUCGCCACCGGCAAGAUCAGCCGUAAGCAACUCGACACCAACGAUGUCUUUAUCCUCGAUCUCGUCUUUGAAGUAUUUGUAUGGGUCGGUCUCAAGUCAUCGCACUCUGAAAAGAAGUCUGCCUUCCAAUACGCCACCGACUAUGUCACCAAAAAGGGUUACGCUCCAUACACCCCAGUCGCUCGUAUCCUCGAAGGUGGUGAAAAUGAAGUAUUUGAAAGUGCUCUCGAUGCCUAA
This is a messenger RNA of Cavenderia fasciculata, 1104 nucleotides long. It is a transcript of the gene sevA, whose product is annotated as severin. The transcript has a single exon. The coding region runs from base 1 to 1104 and encodes 367 amino acids. NCBI's taxonomy places the organism in Eukaryota, Evosea, Eumycetozoa, Acytosteliales, Cavenderiaceae. The record is from RefSeq and is a predicted model, not a curated record. Gene Ontology annotation, molecular function: actin filament binding.